Messenger RNA from Paramecium tetraurelia, 1053 nucleotides. RefSeq lists its product as uncharacterized. Gene Ontology annotation, biological process: intracellular signal transduction; peptidyl-serine phosphorylation. NCBI's taxonomy places the organism in Eukaryota, Ciliophora, Oligohymenophorea, Peniculida, Parameciidae. The transcript has 5 exons. Gene Ontology annotation, molecular function: ATP binding; protein serine/threonine kinase activity. The record is from RefSeq and is a predicted model, not a curated record.
AUGUAAUAGAUAAAAGAGAAGAAUUUCAAGAAGCAAGUAUCUUUUUUGUCUUAUGUAGUGUAAUCAAUACGAAAUUACGAAGUCUUAGAUAUACUCGGAAGAGGUGGAUAUGGUAAGGUCUUUAAAGUUAGAAGAAAAAAAAAUAAUUAACUUUUUGCUAUGAAAAUAAUGUCUAAAGCCAAGAUAAUUGAAAAAAAGAGCAUAACAUCAGUAUUAAAUGAAAAGAAUUUGUUAAAGCAAUUGCAUCAUCCUUUUAUUGUGAAUAUGCAUUCAGCAUUUUAAGAUAGAGAGAAUUUAUACCUAGUGCUUGAUCUCUUAUCAGGAGGGGACUUGAGAUAUCAUCUUUGUAGAAACAAAAGAUUUUCUGAAGAAGAAUCAUAGUUUUUUGCUGCUUGUAUAAUCGUAAGUCUAGAGUAUCUCCAUUAACACGGAAUAAUCCAUCGAGAUCUCAAGCCAGAAAACUUGGUUUUUGAUGAAUCUGGAUAUCUUCGAUUAACUGAUAUGGGAAUUGCAAGAGUCUGGAGACCAGAAAAUGCCUCAGAUACAAGUGGAACUCCGGGUUACAUGGCACCUGAAGUGAUGUGCAAGCAAAAUCAUGGUAUUGCUGUCGAUUUUUUUGCUUUGGGAAUUAUUAUUUAUGAAUGCAUGCUCGGAAAAAGACCCUAUGUUGGAAAAUCUAGGCAAGAGAUUAGGGAUCAAGUCUUAUCUAAACAAAUCCAAAUUAAAAGAUCACAACUACCUGUAGCUUGGUCAAUUGAAGCUGGGGAUUUUAUUAAUUAACUUAUCCAAAGAAAACCUGAAAAUAGAUUAGGAUCAAACAACCCUUCAGAUGUUAAGAAUCAUCCAUGGUUCAGCGCUUUUGAUUGGGAUGCUUUGAUUAAAAAAAAAUACGAUCCUCCAUAUUAUCCCAAGAAAUUCAAAGGCUAUGAAGGAUAGACGGAUGAUACUAUGGAGGAUUAAAAUGAGAAAAAUUUUGUAUUGCUCCGAAAUAAAACCCUUUGUGAACAAUUCAACGAGUAUUGUUAUAAUCCAGAAGUUUGUUUUGAAAAAUGA